Molecule: messenger RNA, 2498 nt
Organism: Lingula anatina
Lineage: Eukaryota; Metazoa; Brachiopoda; Lingulata; Lingulida; Lingulidae
Product: echinoderm microtubule-associated protein-like 2
Biological process (GO): microtubule cytoskeleton organization; intracellular signal transduction
Cellular component (GO): mitotic spindle
Molecular function (GO): microtubule binding
Source: RefSeq, a predicted model, not a curated record
UAAGAUUAUAAGCCCAAGAAGGGAUGACAAAAACAAAAAUGGAUUGCUGUCAAGUUUAGAAGACGGAGAGGUGCUUCCCCCUGUGUAUCACAACAAGAGGCUUAUUGUGUCAGGCAGAGCAAGGAAGAUUUCCAGGGCAACUUGUCGUAUCUUUGUGUACCCCAAUGGUAAAUUCAGCGAGGAAAGUAAUGUGCUGCUCCAGAUGAGCAAUCUGCCGACUAUGGGCAGAGUACUAGAUGCGCUGGCGGAGCAUGUCCGCCUCUCGACAGCAGCAGCCAUCAGGCAUCUGUAUGCUGUGGACACGUACGAGGAGAUAAAAGAUCCCCGCAUGCUGGAAAACGGGCAGAAAUACGUGGCUGUGGGAGUUGAGAAGGUCGUAAAACACGGGAAUUAUGGACAAAGACCGCCUCCUUUGAACCUGUCGACUAAAGUAGAGAACACCAAACACCAAAAGCUACCCCCAAUCAAAGCCAGAUACAAAAAAGAUGGCAUGAAUUCCACGAGCGGCUCAGAAGAUGGCAAGAAGAGCGAGGACGAGUAUCGUACCAGACACAAACAAAAGAAAGAAAGGAAAGAGAAAGAGAACGAGGCAGCCAUUCCAACAAAGCCAGUUUCCCACAAGAGGGCAGCAAAAGACAAGAAGAGCAAGAAUGGAUCUGUCACAUUCAACCCAGAGACUGGAAUGCUUAGGUUCUACAUCCGUGGCCGGCCCAUCUCACUGCAUGCUCCCACAAACUGUGACAACUACGAGCUGGAUCAGGUGCUUCCUGCACCAGAGGAGACCUUGAAACUGGAGUGGGUGUAUGGCUAUCGCGGCAAAGACUGCAGGUCUAACAUGUUUUACCUGCCAUCGGGAGAGCUGGUAUACCACAUGGCGGCAGUGGCCGUACUGUACAAUGUCCAGACCAAGACCCAGCGCCACUACCUGGACCACACUGAUGAUAUCAAGUGUCUUGCUGUCCAUCCUGACCAAGUGACCAUAGUGACAGGCCAGGUGGAGGGACACGCUGAGAAGCAGGGUCAGCCGCAUGUCCGAAUCUGGAGCUCGGACACUCUGGAGACACUACAUGUGAUUGGACUGAAGGACUUUGAGAUCGCCGUUGCCUGUGUGGCGUUUUCGAGAUUUGAUGGCGGUGAGCUGCUGGCUGCAUUUGAUGAUGACAACGACCACACCCUGCUGCUUUAUGAUUGGAAGAAUGAGAAGAAGCUCCUGCAGCAAAAGAGUUGUCCUGAUCCUAUCUGUGAAGUGGAGUUCCACCCCAUGGAGAACACUGUGGUGGCCUGCGGCAAGCAGCAGGUGCUCUUCUUUGAGAUAGAAGACGGACAGGCAGACAAGAAAAUGGGACUCUUUGAGGAUAAUGAGCGCCCUGCAUUUGUUGUCUGCCUGACUUUUGCGGAGAAUGGAGAUGUUGUCACUGGAGACACAGAAGGGAAUAUUUUUGUCUGGUCUAAAGAUGACAGAAAAGUUAUCAAGGCUAUACAUGAUGCCCACGAGGGGCCAGUGUUUGGUCUGGCGCGUCUCCCAGAUGGUUCUUUUGUCUCUGGAGGUGGGAGAGAUGGCAAGAUAUGGCAAUGGGACGCGGAGUACAACAAGCAGGACUUGGAAAUACAGGUUCCAGAAGAUUUCGGUCCAGUCAGGAUGUUGGAGCCAGGGCCCGAAGGUUCCAUUUUCAUUGGUACCACAGAGAACGCCAUUGUCCACGGUACCCUGGGUCAGUUGGCCAAGUUUGACCCUCUUACACAGGGCCACUCUGAUGAGCUGUGGGGCAUAGCUGUCCAUCCUCACAACGGGCAAAUCCUGACAUGCGCCUACGACAAGCACGUGUACAUGUGGGAUCCACAGACUCAUGCACUCCUCUGGAGCAAGCAGCUACAGGAGGAGGCCCACAGUGCCUGUAUCCACCCUGAUGGCGAGGUGGCGGUCAUCGGGACCAGGGAUGCCAAAUGGCUGGUCCUGGACCUGCUGCAGAAUGGACAGGUCAUCUUUGAAGACACGGACGGCAAGGAGCAGAUAGAAUGUGUGGAGUUCUCUCCUGAUGGUUCCCGCCUUGCUGUAGGCUCCAGAGACAACUCGGUGUACCUGUACAAUGUUACUGACAGUGGACACCAGUUUGAUAGAAUUGGAAGAUGCACGGGUCACAGUAGCUAUAUCACUCACUUGGACUGGUCAAUGGAUGGACAGUACAUACAGACCAACUCUGGAGAUUAUGAACUUCUAUACUGUAAGUACUGGAAUAAAAAUGUCCACAUAUUCCUUAAAAAGACCCCACUCUCCCUUUGAAAUUGUACAAAAUGUGACUAAGUGAAUGAUUGAAUAAUUAAACAGAUGAUUUGAUGAAUGAAUAGAUAAAUGAAUGAGACAUAAUGUUCUUAAAUUUUGAAGACCGUCGAAUUCUUAAUGAUGACAUUUGGCUGUUUAAGGUAAAAACAUCUGGUCAGAUUAAAAACUAAGUUAUAAAAUUGCAUAAAACAUUGUAACCCAAGUGCGAGGCAUUUUU